UUUCAUGUACAUAUUUUCAUACACAUUACCAUUUUAAUUGUAUAGACCACAUGCUAUAUCCAAAUUAAGUGAAAAUUGAGACACUUAUUCUAGACAUCCUUCUGGAUUUUUUGACAUAGGUUUGGGAAUUUUUUAGCCUAUGGUUAGUUAUGUGUGAAUUAUUGAAGUUGGCCAUGUACAUAUGUGACAUAGUUUGGUAUGCUGAAUUCACCAAAUUGAUUACCAUGCUUCCCAUUGGCCAAUGACCCUAAUUUUUUGCAUGAAACUCCUUUAACAUGUUUGCUACCACUGUUAAUUUUUGUGGAUUUUUACAAUCCAUUUUCGAUUUGAUUCAUAUUUUUUUCUUGCUGCCUAGCAUGUUAGAAUUCCAUUGGUGUAACCUUUAGCAUUUAUAUUGCCAUAUCCUCAUAAUUAAUCCAAUGGACAUGAAACUUUGUAGGAUAGUUCUUAACAUGUUAAGGUAGCUUUUGGCUUUGGUCCCAUGAAUUUUGAAGGUAACAAUUGCUGUUUGCCAUUAGAUGGAAGUUGGUGUAUAAUUUUGGACGUCAUUUGAUGUUGUUUUUGCAUGCUGUCCCAUGUUUAAUUAAUUCCUAUUGAUCUAUUAGGCCAAAUGACUUGAAAUUUAAUAUGUGACUUGUUGAAUGCCUUCUGGUUAGGAUGUAAUUUUUGUGGAUUUUUUGGAUCCUUUUUGACAUGUGGUUGGAUAUGAUCUUGCUGGUUGUUUGUAUGAGACUCAACAUUGCUUCUUUUGCCUUCCAUGUUGCAUAAAUAGAAAUAGGUAUAUAGUUUGAAUAUGGGACCAAUUGGGAUCCCUUUGUAUUUAAUAUUACUUGGUUUUCGUCAUGAAUUGGCUGCUGUUUUAGGAUUUUUCCAUCUUUUUGACCCUAGGCUAGUCCUAGUGGUCAUAAUACUUACCUUUGAGUGUGAUUGUACCUUUUCAGGUUAAAGAUAAUGAUUAAGGAGAUUUGCUCCACAUUAUGGAUUGUGUUACUUGACACAUAUGACUAAUGUAUUUGUUUUGUAGGAUGUUGGUUCAUGUGAGCCUUGUGCUAUGCACCUCAUUAUGUGUAUAAUUGUACUUGGUUAAUUGAUCAUUAUAUUGUUGUCUGUUUGUGAAAGUAGAUGCUGAUUCUGUUUGACUUUUGUACAGGUACCUUUAGUUGCUCAAUUCCUUGCGAACUUUUGCUUUGCGUUGCUUAAGCAACUUGCAUUGAGGGACACUUUUGAUCGAGAUUCUGGUUGAGAGAUUUCUGUUCAAAUAUGAGGACCGGUUUGAAAGACAAUGUUGCCUACAGUUUCUUUGAUCCAGAGAUUGGUGUGCUCAAGGAUAUGAUAGCAUUGAUUACUCCUGACCAUGUGGGAAUGUUUAGAGAGUCAUACGGCGGUAUUCUGAAGAUGGUUUUCAGACUCACUGACUGCGACAGGAGCGCCAUCCACACUCUUCUUCAGUUCUAUGACCCUGGGUUGAGGUGUUUCGUUUUUCCAGACUAUCUGUUGGGACCUCUGAUGGAGGAUUAUGUCAGCAUCCUGGGUAUUCAGAUCCGUGAUCAGAUUCCUUUCCAUGUCACUAGGGCGGAGCCGGAUGUCCUUGGGAUUUCACGUGCUCUUUAUUUGAGUCCGGAAAUGGUCAAGGAAGGUUGGAAGGAGAAGGGAAAGUUACCUGGAUUUCAUUUGAGUUUCUUGGAGGCUAAUGCCAAGGAACAUGCUGCUGCGGGUAACUGGAAGACGGUUUGUGCUCUGAUUGCUGUGAGCAUUUAUGGGAUUGUUCUGUUUCCUAACCAGAAGAAUUUUGUGGACCAUAAUGCUAUCAGAUUGUUUAUGCAGAGAAACCCUAUUCCUACCCUGAUUGGAGAUGUCUACUACUCAGUGCAUAACAGGAAUGAGAAGAGGCGGGGUGGUCUGGUUAGAUGCUGCUCUCAGUUGCUCUUUAGAUGGUUCAUGGGGUAUUUGCCUUCCCGAGGUGCGUUUGUUCAGAUUGACCCUAGUGUCAAGUGGUCCUUCCGAUUGAUGGGUCUGCGGGCUGAUGACAUUGCUUGGACUCAUAAUGGUUUAGCUGGUCAGGACUUCAUAUGUAGUUGUGGGAGUUUACCUAAUGUGCCUUUGGUGGGAGUUCAGGGUUGCAUUAAUUACAACCCGAUGCUUCUCCGGAGACAGAUGGGGUUUGCUAUAGAGGGUCCUCCUCUCGGGCGAGAGAUUCAGGAGUCCUUCUAUUUCCCGAUUGAUGGUAACCAGACCAAGUUGAGGCAGGUAUUGGACGAAUGGCGAGAUAUCCAGAGGAGGGGUAAGGUUCCUUAUGGCAAAGUCAACUGCCGGUAUUUUCCACUAUUUGAGGAUUGGUUGCGGAAGAGGAUUGAGUCUACAUUUCUACCGUUCCCUGGAGGUGACUCAGUGUGUCCUAGGAUUGAGGGUCCAAGUUCUUCUGUCAGCAUGGAUGAGUUCUUAGAGGUGAAGCGGGAACGAGAUCAGCUACUUGCAGAGAAGACGGAAUUGGAGAUGAGUGUCGCUCGGGUUCAGAGAGCUAAUCAGGAGCUCAAAGCAAAGAUGGAAGAUCAGGGUAAGCGGCAUGCUUUGGAGACCAAGCGAUUUGAGAUGGAUACAGCCUACUAUGGGAAGGUUAGUCAGGCUUUGGCAUCUUCAGCAAAGGAGCAUGAUAUCACUAAGGAGAAGCUGUUCAGAGCGUCAAAGGUGAUAGAAGAUGAGAAGAGGAGGCAAAUCCUAGUCAGGGAUCAGAGGGAUGAGAGAGCCAGAGUCCUCGCUGCAGAGUGGGAGGCGGAGAAAGCAAAGAUCAGGGCCGAGAGAGAUCAUUACAUGGCAGAGAGAGACCACUACUUCAGACAGAUGAAGAUUCAUCAGAAGGAAGUUGGAAGACUACAGCAGGAGAACAUAGAGCUCGGGUUCGCCGCAGAGUUCGCGAGGAUGGAGGGCGAGAUAGGGCCAUCUGCGGGACCCUCAUCCAGUUAGAUCUUUCUUUCGUUGUGAAUUACCGUCAGGCUUGUUGACGGAAUUCACUUGUCUGUAUUUCUUUCCUAUUCUUGAGGAUUGUAUCUGACCUUAUCUGGUUGAUG
This is a messenger RNA of Lathyrus oleraceus (garden pea), 3065 nucleotides long. RefSeq lists its product as uncharacterized. The record is from RefSeq and is a predicted model, not a curated record. The coding region runs from base 1261 to 2961 and encodes 566 amino acids. Lineage: Eukaryota; Viridiplantae; Streptophyta; Magnoliopsida; Fabales; Fabaceae. The transcript has 2 exons.